UGUCACGAGAUUGGAUCCAACCAUGAAAAAUAUUGAUUCAUUUAGUAGGAAUACGAAAUUUCAACAUUCCAAGAUGUCGUUGUUCAGUUUUCAAAUCAACUUUGAAAAAUUUAAAAUGCCAAAAAAUGUUUUUGAAAACGUUUCAAGAAUUAUUGCGGAUUCGUUGUCUCAAGAUCCUGACUAUGUCAACGGAACUUUGGUGGAUCAAGUGAAUUUAUCUUGGCGAGGAAGCUCGGAACCCAUGGUGUUUCUGACUAUUCAAACUGUUCGAAUUUUGGAUGCUAAACUGAAUCAAUCUUGUAUUGAAGCCCUGUAUAAAUUUUUGACGAGCGUCCUAGAUAUUCCGGAGGACAGGAUUAUUGUUUAUUUUACUGAGAAAGUACUGAGUGAUGUUGCUAUUGAUGGGUCAUUGUUGUUAUCAAGUUCAUGAAAUCUAAAAAGUAUUGAAUAGGUAGUCUUCGCGAUUAACAUGGGCUUCUGUAUUAUGAGUUACAACAAUGAGAUAUUAUUAUUAUCUAGGUAUUCAAUUAAGUAGGUAUAUUACAUAUGUAUUACAUAAGUACAGAAAUGAGUUGGAUCUAGGUAUAAGUAUUUUUGUUAAUAUUGUACUUGUACUUUGUCAUUGUCAUCUGGAGACGAAAUAAAGGUCUAAAUUAGUAAA
Messenger RNA from Planococcus citri (citrus mealybug), 661 nucleotides. Its product is annotated as D-dopachrome decarboxylase-like. The record is from RefSeq and is a predicted model, not a curated record. Gene Ontology annotation, molecular function: phenylpyruvate tautomerase activity. Bases 23 to 430 code for a protein of 135 amino acids. NCBI's taxonomy places the organism in Eukaryota, Metazoa, Arthropoda, Insecta, Hemiptera, Pseudococcidae. The transcript is spliced from 3 exons.